AUGUUUGAUAGUUCGCAGUACCCUUAUAACUGUUUCAACUAUGACGGAGAUGGAUACCCAUCAUGUAGUACCGAUGAAGAGAAGAAAAUGUGCCGACCAGCCUACAGUUACAUUGCUCUGAUAGCCAUGGCCAUCCAACAGAGCCCCGAAAACAGAGUGACAUUAUCCGGAAUCUACGAGUUCAUCAUGAAGAAAUUUCCCUAUUACCGAUCCAACCAGAGAGCAUGGCAAAACUCCAUAAGACAUAAUCUUUCCCUCAAUAGCUGCUUCAUAAAGGUUCCUCGCACGGAGGGGAACGAAAAGGGAAAGGGAAACUACUGGACGUUUGCCACUGGCUGCGAGUCCAUGCUGGACCUUUUCGAGAACGGCAAUUUUCGCCGUCGCCGUCGACGACGCAACAUCAAAAUGGGUUUCAGGGAAUCUGCGGAACCCUUUGUCGCCAUGGACGCUCAGCAGCGUGGCACAAUAAAGCCGCUCGUGGAUUCUGAUUCCAUCUGCCCGAUACCUCCAAAUCACAGAGCACCCCAAAUGAACCCUCCCCUCAGUAAACCGGAGCCGGAGAUCAAAUUCAGCAUUGACUACAUCCUGUCCACCCCAGACCCCCUGCCCGGGUUCAGGCCGCCCCAUACCAGCGGUGCAGGAGCCUCCAUUCACCUCCUGGAGCCCCAGCAUCUUAAUCUACACUUUUGGACCAUGUAA
Messenger RNA from Chanos chanos (milkfish), 699 nucleotides. RefSeq names its product forkhead box L3 (gene foxl3). The transcript is spliced from 3 exons. Gene Ontology annotation, biological process: regulation of transcription by RNA polymerase II; cell differentiation; anatomical structure morphogenesis. The record is from RefSeq and is a predicted model, not a curated record. NCBI's taxonomy places the organism in Eukaryota, Metazoa, Chordata, Actinopteri, Gonorynchiformes, Chanidae. The coding region runs from base 1 to 699 and encodes 232 amino acids. Gene Ontology annotation, molecular function: RNA polymerase II cis-regulatory region sequence-specific DNA binding; DNA-binding transcription factor activity, RNA polymerase II-specific.